UUUGAGACGCUUGGUCGGCUGCGUGCCCUGUGUUGUCUGCACGCGCCCCGUCUCCGGCUCGCAAUCGCGCCGGUCUCUAGUUCUUCCCAUUCAUUAGCCGGUGCGUCCGUUCAGGUCGAGUGCUCGCAUAGUUCCCGGACACAGUUCAGUUUUGUGAACACUUGAACAUUAACUCGUGACACACUUGAAGAAAGUGAAGCGUGCCGUUGUACUCAGGAUUUGUGUCCUGACUCGGAGAAACUAAUCCCACGCUACGUAGAACAGGCGGUUCUUCCAUCGCCAUGAAGGGUGAGGGGCUGCGCUUGGCGCGGCUGGCGCUACUGUUACUGCAGGCCACAGUUGUUCUCAGUCGAACAGCGUUUGAAAAGUUGACUGAUGUAGACUUCUCGGGAACUGCGUACUACACAGUACGAAACCUAUCACUGUAUGAAUGCCAGGGCUGGUGUCGCGAGGAACCUGACUGCCAAGCCGCCUCCUUCAGCUUUGUGUUGAAUCCGUUGACACCGGUGCAAGAAACGCGAUGCCUCCUUCAGAACGACACUCAGGCCAACAACCCCAUGGCCACUCCACAGCGGUCAGUGAACACGUACUACAUGGUGAAGCUGCAAGUGCGUACAGAGAGCGUUUGCCUGCGGCCCUGGGCGUUCGAGAGAGUGCCAGGCAAGGCGCUGCGCGGACUUGACAACUCUGUCAUCUACACGUCGACCAAAGAAGCCUGUCUCGCCGCCUGUCUUAACGAGAAAAAGUUCCCGUGCCGUUCAGCGGAGUAUGAAUAUGGCAGCAUGCGGUGUUCGCUCAGCGACUCCGACCGACGCACGGCGCAACACUUCGUGCAGCUCGUGGACACGCCCGGCACCGAUUACUUCGAGAACUUGUGCCUGAAGGCGUCGCAGGCGUGCAAGGGGCAGCGCGUGUUCACAGCGCCGCGCAUCGGCGUCGCCGAGGACAAGGUGGCCCAGUACGCCGGCCUACACUACUACACCGACAAGGAGUUGCAGGUUACAUCCGAAGCAGCUUGCCGGCUCGCAUGCGAAAUUGAGUCAGAGUUCCUGUGUCGCUCCUACCUUUACAUGGGCCCCCCUCACUCAGCCGCGUACAACUGCCGACUGUACCACUUGGACCACCACACCCUGCCUGAUGGACCUUCAGCGUACCUCAACGCUGAGAGACCACUCAUCGAUGAUGGAGAACCCAUCGGAAAGUACUUCGAGAACUUCUGUGAAAAGCCGCCUAGCAACGCGAAUCCUCCUGGCGAGCUCCCGGUAACGAUUGAGCAUCAACAAGACACGAACAUGUCGAGCAACCUGACGAGGAACGAUGCCAACUGCGACAAAACUGGAACCUGCUACGAUGUUUCCGUGCUCUGCAAGGACACGAGGAUCGCAGUCCAAGUGCGCACGAACAAGCCAUUCAAUGGACGUAUUUAUGCUUUGGGACGUUCAGAGACUUGCAACAUUGACGUCGUUAACAGCGACCUAUUCAGACUCGACCUCACCAUGGCUGGCCAAGAUUGUAACACUCAGAGCGUCACUGGAGUAUACUCAAACACCGUCGUCCUCCAACAUCACAGCGUAGUGAUGACUAAAGCGGACAAGAUUUACAAAGUCAAGUGCACAUACGACAUGAGCUCGAAGAACAUCACAUUCGGAAUGGUACCAAUCAGAGACCCGGAGAUGAUUUCCAUCACUGCCGCGCCCGAGGCACCGCCACCACGCAUCCGUAUCUUGGACGCUCGCCAACGCGAGGUGGAGACCGUCCGUAUUGGAGACAGGCUUACCUUCCGCAUCGAGAUCCCCGAAGACACUCCUUAUGGAAUCUUCGCCCGCAGCUGUGUCGCUAUGGCCAAGGACUCAAAGAGCACUUUCCCGAUUAUUGAUGAUGAAGGAUGUCCUUUGGACCCAUCAAUUUUCCCGGCGUUUACUCCUGACGGCAAUGCACUCCAAUCGGUGUACGAAGCCUUCAGGUUCACAGAAUCUUACGGAGUCAUCUUCCAAUGUAAUGUCAAGUACUGUCUUGGACCUUGUGAACCGGCGGUGUGCGAAUGGGGCCGAGAUUCUUUGGAGUCGUGGGGCAGAAAGAAGCGUUCGUUGCCCCACAACGAGACCAGUGAGGCACACAGUCAGGAGGAAGAUAUGAACAUCUCACAAGAAAUCCUGGUCCUUGACUUCGGUGAUGAAAGACAGAGCACAGACUUCCUACGGUCAGACAAGCCUGGAGGCGUGGCAUCUGAAGCCAACUUUGGAGAAAAAACAGUAACGAUCGUGGAGCCGUGCCCCAGCAAGGCGUCCGUGUUGUUGCUGGGUGUGGCGUGCGCCCUGCUUGUCCUGCUAUACAUCGCGACCAUCUUCUGCUACUACAUGCGCAAGUGGCUGACACCGCCCAAGCACAUGUCAUAAUUAAAUUUAAUCUUAGAGAGGCUAUGUUCACGUUGGUCUCGACUCACUGGGACGCCACGUCCCGCUGCUUGUCUUGUAUUGACGAACAUGUGAUACAACUGACUGACGAACACAACAGUAAACAAUGUAUUCUCAGACAAUAUCCGUCCAUUUAGUAUAGGUUCCGUGAAUAUUUUCGUGGUGUAUAGAUUUGAGAAUUGAAUUUUGACGCCUAAUGUUUGGUAUGAUUGUUGUAACCACCGCGUGAUUUGCAUUUAAUUUAGGAGUAAUUUAUUGCAUUUAUUAAUUUUAAGUAGGUGUAUGAGUAGAUAAAAUCAACUUAUAAAAUCUUACUUUGUCCCCUUAAUACUGCAGUUUAAAGGGUAUUAUCGCAUUUAUUAGAUAAUUUUAACAGUUUAAGACAAUGCAUUUAUUAUAAUACUUAAGUUAGCUGACCAGUUUUGUACAAUUUUUGAGUACUCAUCAUAUCAGUAGUUACAAAAUAAUGUUUGGAAUAAUCCCUGAAAAAUUAUAAAGCUUGCAUUCAUCAUACCUUGAUUUUAGGGGAUUAUUCUGAACUGUCUACAUUGGUAAUGUUAGUUAUAGGGCAAUUAAUUAUUGUAGGAGUAAUAAUAGUCACAACUAUUUGCAUUUUUGUAACACUAUGGUAAUCAUAAAUACUAUUUCAUACAUUUUACAACAGUUUGAGGUAAACAAUUUUAUACUACGAGAACAAAAACUAAAUCAAUUUGUAAAUAUACUGUUACCUUAUUGACUUUGUGCUGCAAUGCUUAGUAUGACUUGUGAACUUUCAGUUGGGUUUCGAUGAAAUGUAGAACACACUUUGUACAUCCGUACAAGCAAUGUACAAACUGCCACAUGUUUCUCUUAACCCAACUUGAGAUUU
This is a messenger RNA of Spodoptera litura, 3282 nucleotides long. RefSeq names its product trynity (gene tyn). The record is from RefSeq and is a predicted model, not a curated record. Gene Ontology annotation, biological process: anatomical structure morphogenesis. NCBI's taxonomy places the organism in Eukaryota, Metazoa, Arthropoda, Insecta, Lepidoptera, Noctuidae.